ACAAAAAAUACGGUUCUCCGCGUGGGCCACCGUCGCAAGAUACACAGACAACAAACAUGGCUUCUGUUGGUUUCUGUGGAGAGUGGGUUUCUUUCGUCUGCGACAAGAAACUCGUGGCAAUUCACAGGAAACAGGCCAGAGAAUUGUUUGUGUACGACUGCAGCACUGCUGAGAAGAAGCCAAAGAAUGGGAAGGAUGAUAACAGCAGUGAUGGUGGUGCCUCAGAGGAAACAGGAAGUGACAAAGUCCUUGCCCUUGCUGUGUCUUCAUCUGGAAAGCUGGUGGCGCUGACUGAUGACACCAAGAGACUAGUCCUGUUUCACUGUGAGCCGUCAUGGCAGUGUAUCAGUAUCAGAUGGGUUGUGAGAAGAUGUACCUCUCUGAUGUUCAGCCAUGCGGAGGACGAGCUGCUGGCGACUGAUAAAUCAGGAGAUGUGUACUCCUUCUCAGUGGUGGAGCCGCAGAGAGAGGGCGAGCUGAAGAUGGGCCACCUGUCGAUGCUGCUAGCUGUGAGCAUGUCGCCGGACGACAAGUACAUCAUCACAGCAGACCGUGACGAGAAGAUCAGAGUGAGCCACCUCAGGUCUCCAUACAACAUCCAGUCCUUCUGCCUGGGACAUCAACAGUUUGUCAGUGCUCUGCUGGUCCCAUCAGGUCAUCCACACUGGCUGCUGUCUGGAUCUGGGGACGGGACAAUGAAGCUGUGGGAGUACGAGUCUGGCCGUAAACUGCAGAGCUGGGACCUCAAGGAGCUUGAGGAUGCACCGAGCUCUGAGGCUGUCAAACACAAGUCAACUGUAUGCCGUAUCACAAGCUCUCCUGACGCUCGCCAUGUAGCUGUGCAGUGUGAAAGAGUGUCCAGCGUUCAGUUUUUUACCCUGGACCAGGAGGGCGAGGAGAAGCUCGUGCCACACAGCAGGCUCUCCCUGCCCAGCUGUCCCCUGGACAUAGCCUUUGACCCUGAGGGCCGUCUCUGGGUGCUGAUGGACUCCAGUGAUGCACCACUCCAGAUUUACACACACACAAAAGACUCCUGGGAGUGUGAUGCUGAGAGCCCUGAACUGAACAGAGUGACUGAAGCCUUUAAGCCACACUGGGAGACACUUGAGGCCUCCACAAGGGCCGACAGCUGCUUCGAGCAUCUGUACAAGGUGAGCUUUGACAACGUGACGACAUACCUGCAGAAGAAGCAGCAGAGACUGGAGGAGCAGCAGCUGAAGAGGGGGAUGGCACAGAAAGCAAAUGUCAACAAGAAGGCCAAGAAGGAGACGUCACAAGCUGGAAUUCAGUCAUCUAGCUGAACAGACACUUUGAGAGAGAGCCAUUACUUCCUUUAUGUUUAAUACUUUGAAUGAUGUGAAUGUGUGCAUUGAAAAGGCAAGUAGAGCAUAUGUGCUCUACCACAUGGCUAGUGUAAAGAGAUUUUUAUGUAAGGCUCAAAUUUCUGGCUGACUUUGAAAAAUAAACGUUACAGCUAACAUUAA
Messenger RNA from Anoplopoma fimbria (sablefish), 1484 nucleotides. RefSeq names its product WD repeat domain 4 (gene wdr4). Gene Ontology annotation, biological process: RNA (guanine-N7)-methylation. The transcript has 11 exons. The record is from RefSeq and is a predicted model, not a curated record. Lineage: Eukaryota; Metazoa; Chordata; Actinopteri; Perciformes; Anoplopomatidae. Gene Ontology annotation, cellular component: nucleus; tRNA methyltransferase complex; cytosol. Bases 57 to 1301 code for a protein of 414 amino acids. Gene Ontology annotation, molecular function: protein binding; tRNA (guanine(46)-N7)-methyltransferase activity.